UGCCAGCGUGGAGUGCCAAGCUGCCGCCGCUCCUCGUUCUGGCCCGGUGCCAAUAUGAAUCCUGCAUAGGGGAGGAUCUGAAAAUCAUUUCUAUUUCACUUCAUAUUUUCUGAUCUCGCUGAGUCGCCUGUCAUUAGGAUCUGCCGAAGCCGAAGUCAAGAAAAACAGCUGACGUCAUGGCCUUCACUGACUUCGACUCCAUUUUCGACCACAUCGGUGGUUUCGGACGCUACCAGAUGAUGUUAUUUUGGAUCAACUGCCUCAUGAACACUUUCUUAGUCUUCGUGUACUUCGGCCAGUUCUUCAUGACCUUGACCCCGCCUCACUGGUGCGCGCCGCCGCCUGACCUCGCCGGGCUCAACCUGACCUCGGACCAGGUCAAGAGCCUUACCAUUCCGAGGGAUCCACACACGGCGGAAGUACCUGGAGUGCGUCAGUACCAGUGGAUUUCAAGGAGGUGGUUGAGAAGUAACACGCCAGCUGUGCCCGACCCAGCUGGCCUCCUCCAGCUUAGUCAUGGCUGA
Penaeus vannamei (Pacific white shrimp) is the source of this 524-nucleotide messenger RNA. The record is from RefSeq and is a predicted model, not a curated record. NCBI's taxonomy places the organism in Eukaryota, Metazoa, Arthropoda, Malacostraca, Decapoda, Penaeidae.